AUCUUCAGGAAUUUAAUUUAUUUUAUCCUCAAUUUACAUCAAAAAAGAUAAAAAAAAAAAUAUAUAAAUAGUGAAGUAAUAAAGUAAACCGUUUAUUAAUAUUAAUGUUAUAAAUUGUCGGAAAUAAAAUGAAAAUGCCUCGAGAUAAACAAAUGGGAGAACUACUCCUCUUCCUUCUUAUUGUUAUACCACUGGGAACUGGACAAAACAGCAGUCUUAAGAUCAACACAAACUUAAAAGACAUCGAAGAUGGAGCCGUGGCACUGCCCUCCAUUCAAAGUCCCGGGAACAUCUGCAUCCGCGAGGAACCCUAUGUGGAGCACGUCCAGGUGCCGGAGAUGCAGCCAGUGCGUGUUCGUACCUCCAGUUGGUGCAUGGAGAUCCCGCCGCGGUGCGCCACCUACAAGACGGAAAUGCGAGAAGUGGUGAGGGUCCAGAAAUUAAACAAGACACGAACAGUUCGCUUUUGUUGCCAAGGCUACGAAGGAAAUCUCUCCGAUAGCCAAGCUACAUGUAAGCCAAUUUGCCGAGGAGGUUGUGGGCGUGGCAGUUGUGUAAUGCCCGAUAUAUGCAGCUGCGAGGAGGGAUAUAUUGGCAAGCAUUGUACACAGCGCUGUGAUCACGAUCGCUGGGGUCUGGAUUGCAAGAAUCUCUGUCAAUGCCAAAACGGAGCAGCGUGCGACAACAAAUCUGGACUUUGCCAUUGUAUAGCAGGUUGGACAGGGCAAUUUUGCGAACAGCCCUGUCCUCAAGGAACCCACGGUAUUAUGUGCCGCAAGGCCUGCGAUUGCGAUGACAAGCCUUGCAAUCCACAAACUGGUGCCUGCAUCCUACAAGAUCAUCCGCUGGAGCUGAAUGUAAGCCAUGUCAUAGUGGAGACUGUCAACUCUACUCUGGAGAAGAUGGGUAUUAUACCACGUCCAACCACCCCUGUUCCUCUGCCGGAGGUCAUAGUAAUCAAGCAGCCGCUUAACCAUGAGAAUGCCCAGCAUUCGCCAAAGAUCAUAGUUCAUCAGUCGGGAAGUGAGCUCCUCGAGAAUCUCCAUUCAGCUGCAGCUGCUGGUGCUCCAACUCCGGAGGUUAUCCAUGUCAUUACGAAUGGUAUCACCUCGCCACAGGAGCAUUUGGCCGGAUUCGUUGCAUCUGACUCCAAGACAAGUCAGGCGGCGGGAGAUCAUCAGUCCGGCUUGGUGACCACUCUAGUCAGCAUUAUGCUGCUCCUGCUGGUCGCCAUUGCAUUGGGCUCACUGUACGUGUAUCGGAGGUAUCACCACAAAAACUCAGCCGUAUACAAUGCCAACGGAACAGUGACCACGUUGCCGGCCAAUCCGGAGGUGGUUCUCACCGAGGCCGCGGCACUGGGCAAAAACUUUCACGAACCACUUCCCGAACUUCCUGUGGUUUUUGCGGCACAAUCGAACGAUGCACAACCAGAAUUAUAUGACACGCCCAGCAAUAACUCUUCGAUUAAAACACCACCCUAUGCAUAUGCUAGGAAGGAGUCUCUGUACUCCGUGGUCUCGCCAAAAUCUCGCAAGGGCAGUCUGGAUUCGCAUCUGUACGACGAGAUAAGAUACCACCAGCAGCACCACCAUCACCAGCACCACCCACGGAACCAUCAGCACGCCCAGCACUCCACCACGGCAUCAGCCUUUCUGCCAGCCAGGCCGCAAGUAAUGCCAGUGAACGACCAGUUUUCUAAUGGGAGUCAACAUCCCCAUCAGCGAUCGCACCAUGUCACCCACUUAAUAAUUCCGCCUCAGAACUCCAACUUUUUGCAGGUUCCUGCCCAAAUCACAGCCAAAAGAAUUGCUCAUUUGUGAAGAGGAGUAAGCAUAAUAAGACCAGGAUCUUGUUUCUUUAAUAUAAUAAAUUUUAAUGGAUUAUCCAAAGAAGGGUUUUUCCUGUAGAUCUGUAGAUAUACAAUUGAUUGUACAAAUCUUUAUAAAAUCAAAUUCAGAAUUUCUUGUCUGAACAAACAUUUAUUAACUA
Drosophila eugracilis is the source of this 1992-nucleotide messenger RNA. RefSeq lists its product as uncharacterized. The coding region runs from base 129 to 1823 and encodes 564 amino acids. Lineage: Eukaryota; Metazoa; Arthropoda; Insecta; Diptera; Drosophilidae. Gene Ontology annotation, cellular component: membrane. The transcript has 5 exons. The record is from RefSeq and is a predicted model, not a curated record. Gene Ontology annotation, molecular function: protein binding.